Anolis sagrei ordinatus is the source of this 3661-nucleotide messenger RNA. It is a transcript of the gene CDH26, whose product is annotated as cadherin 26. Gene Ontology annotation, biological process: calcium-dependent cell-cell adhesion; cell-cell junction assembly; cell morphogenesis. Gene Ontology annotation, molecular function: cadherin binding; calcium ion binding. The record is from RefSeq and is a predicted model, not a curated record. Gene Ontology annotation, cellular component: catenin complex; adherens junction; plasma membrane. NCBI's taxonomy places the organism in Eukaryota, Metazoa, Chordata, Lepidosauria, Squamata, Anolidae.
AUGUCUGUGCGCAACGCGGUUGUAACGGCUGCGUUUUCUCUCCUGGCGGUUCUUUCUAUGAGCAGCUUGGUGCAUGCACUGGAUGUUAACAGCAGUCUAAGGAAGGCCGUCCACAAGAGAAGCAGCCAGGAGAGGACUUUGUCAAAUUCUUCAGACCCUGAUCUCAAGCAAUUGGACAGUGCACGUCCAUUGCGUCGCACAAAAAGGAGAUGGGUCAUUACCACCCUAGAACUUGUGGAAGAAGACAAAGGACCAUUCCCAAAAGCUAUUGGAGAGCUCUUCAAUGAUGUUGCACAGGACAUGAAUAUAAAAUAUUUUAUUAGUGGACCAGGUGUGGAUGAAUAUCCAGAGGCUGGAUUGUUUUCUAUUGAAGAUGAUGCUAACGGACAUGUAUAUGUCCAUCGUACCAUUGACCGAGAGAGCACCCCAUCUUUCAUGAUACGUUUUGAUGUCGCAGACAGGCAGACUGGGGAAAUAGUAGAUAGAUCCCUUCUCUUCAAUGUUGAAAUUAAGGAUGUAAACGAUAAUCCGCCUGAGUUUCCUCAAAAGGAAUAUAACAUCACGAUGAAAGAAAAUUAUAGGAGAGAAGACUUUGUUUUCAAUGUCACUGCCUUUGACAAGGAUCAAGAAGGCACUGCAAAUUCUCAAGUGACGUAUUCCCUGGUUUCACAGACACCUCGUCUGAAACAGCCAGUCUUUACUAUUGAUUCUUCCACUGGUGUAAUACAUAGCACAGGGUGCUUGGAUUAUGAGACUGCUGGAGCUUUCCAACUUCUGAUCAGGGCUGCAGAUCAAGGAAAUCCACAACUUUCAUCAACAGCAACAAUUAAUAUUGCUGUGGAGGAUGGCAACAAUAACCUGCCUGUAUUUACUCAGGAAAAGUAUCAACUGGAUGUCCUAGAAGGCAAAAAGGAGCGUGACAUCCUUCGUCUCAGUGUGGAAGACAAAGAUGCUGCCAACACACCAGCUGGGAGAGCAAAGUAUAAGAUAGUGAAUGGAAAUGAAAGAGAGAACUUCGUCAUUGAAACAGACCCAAAUAGCAAUGAAGGGAUACUAAGCAUUGUAAAGCCUUUGGUCCAUGAUGGUACUUCUGAGAGGAAGCUUGUAAUUUCAGUGGAGAAUGAGGAACCCCCCUUCCUUUGUGAAAACGGUUUGGUGAGGACUGUUCCUUCUCCAGUGUACUCACAAACAUCUGUGGACAUCAAUAUAAUUGACAGAAAUGAUGCCCCACAGUUUAAUCCUUCCAUCCUUGUUCUUCGACAAGAAGAAGGAGUCAUGCCUGGAACUAAGAUUGGGCAAUACAAAGCAAAAGAUCCAGAUGCAGCACCCCACAGCAUAAAAUACAAAAUAGCUUCUGACCCAAAUGGUUGGGUUACCGUUGACGAAAAUUCUGGGACUGUGACGACAGCUAAAACACUUGAUAGAGAAUCACCGCACUUGAACAACAGUGUCUACACCAUUGUGAUUCAUGCUAUUGAUGAUGGUGUUCCACUGCAAACUGGCACAGGUACCAUCCAGCUUUACCUGGCUGACCUUAAUGACAAUGCUCCAAUGCUAGUUGCGCCAUUUUUGGUGGUUUGUGAAGGAAAAGUAAAAGUACCUUUCCGUAUAAAGGCAGAAGACAAAGAUUCCCAUCCAUAUGCAGAACCUUUUACAUUCCAGAUAGUGGAGACCUUGGAGAAUAUGGGAAAUUCUUGGAAACUGGGAGAGAAUUUUGAUGAUUCUGUUGAGCUCUUUAUGAUGGAGAACCUUCUACCUGGCAAUUAUUCAGUGCCUCUUCAUAUUUCAGACAAGCAGGGGUUUUCUAGGGAGCAGACCUUGCAUGUUACAGUAUGUGUCUGCCAGGAUGGGAUGACGUGUGAGCAGAAGAGUGCACGGGCCUCCGGAUCAGUGGGUCUUGGAGGGGGAGCCAUUGGAGCAAUCUUAGCUGCAUUCCUCUUAUUGAUAUUGGCUGUGUGUCUCCUACUGUGGUGUUCCAGAAGCAUGAAAUCUGAGAAAGGCCAACCUUUCAUCCCUUAUGAAGGAGGCAACCAGUCUCUGAUCCAAUACAAUGAAGAGAGUCAGCAUGUUUUGUCUGAGGACACGCCUGAUUUGAGGAUUCAUGCUGUAUCAUCCCCAAUGUAUGCACAAAUUUCAAAAGAAAAAUCACAGACUGCUAAGGAAGUACCUGGAGUGACUCCCUCACAUUCACGAACAUCCAGCCAAGUGCAUUAUGAACAAAGCCUGUUUGAUGGAGUUGGAAUGAUGCAAGCACAGGUUGCAGCAAAAAAUGGAAGGAUAGUGCCACCCCUAACUAUCCAAGAGAAUUUCCAAUCUAGUCCAGAUUGGGUUCAGGCAACCAGGUUUCCUCAAAGCAGUAAAAUAUACUGGCAGAAGCCUCAUGAUCCAGUUUCCGAAGCGGUGGGCAGAAUCUUAAAACAGAAAGUUGAGUAUGUCAGCAACCUAGAGGACAACAUGGUCUCUUACUCCCCCCGCGUUUAUGCACGGGAAGGACCAUUGGAGAAAAACGCAUCUUCUUGGUCCCUACCUGUGCCAAAUGAUUUUGACAAUAACAGCUUACCUCCUGAUUUCUUGGACCAGUUGGGACCUCGGUUUCUCGCUCUGGGCAGAAUCUGCAGCAAGUGAUUGACUGUGCUCUGUGCCUUUAGGAAGCCUGGAUCCUUCCAGAUUCAUCUGAACCUGAAAAUGCAUGUGCACGCGAGCCUGCUCUGGAAGAUGAUUGAGGGAAUACGUUUUUUCCUUUUGUGGAGGAACUAAACUGACUUUUGAAGAACAGAAGAAUUCAGGGACUCUAAUCUUCUAUCCUCAUGUUAUGAAUCUUCCCAAGCUUUCAAACCUGUAGGAGAAUUUCUCUCCUUUCCCUUUUCUUAUGUAUUAAUACAGGUUGUUUGCUGAUAAGGUAGAACAAACCUAUGCCCUUAUUUGUUCUUUCCACUCCCCUAACCCCAUAGUCAUCUUGCCCAAAGAGCUCUGUCAUCUCUGCAAAAGCACAGUGCUUAUUAACCUAAAUGAGGGGGAAAGGAGAGCUAGUGAUCUAAUAUAUAGUCUGGGAGGUGAGGAUUCCUGUAGGGCUGUGGCAUGCAUUGUUGCAAAGAGUUGUUACCUAGCUCCUUGCUCAAUGUCUACUUUCUUGAGGUAGCUGUUAAGCAACGAGGGCAUACUGAACAGCUUUUGUAGUAAAGGAAGAUAAAUGAAGCCACUCUUCCUGAUGUCCAGCAAGUAUCUGAAGAUUUAAGAGAGUGACUUCAUUUCUUUCUUCUGGAUACACAACUGCAGAUGAGAGCAGCCUGCUCUCAGUAAAAGUGUGAUAGCUGGGACCGAGUGCUGGUAGCGCUAUGCUGAUUCCGUAAUGUUGCUUCCCCAACGCUGACAGUGCAAUCCAGUGGCAGGAUACCACUGAACUCAAUUGACGCAGGUGGGACACAGAUAACAGUGAAGUAAUGCUUCCCUGUUUAUUGUUCCCGUCUUUCUGUCUCCCCCCUUUCUGACCUGUGUUGAGCUUGUCUUGUGUUCCCAUGAACUAUCUUGCCAACUCUGUCCCACCUGCGUCUCUCACUCUGCCCGGUCUCACUCCGCCCGCUCUCUCAACCAUGUGGUCACACACGUGUUCCUCAUUCACAACCAACGUUCCAGAAUCAGCGUAGCACUACCAGCACUCGGU